Xylaria bambusicola is the source of this 2124-nucleotide messenger RNA. RefSeq lists its product as uncharacterized. NCBI's taxonomy places the organism in Eukaryota, Fungi, Ascomycota, Sordariomycetes, Xylariales, Xylariaceae. Bases 199 to 1914 code for a protein of 571 amino acids. The transcript is spliced from 5 exons. The record is from RefSeq and is a predicted model, not a curated record.
UAUAUUUGUACUUACUUAAGUAGGUAACUUCAGUGUUUACUUCCUGUACUCCUGUUGACCGACUCGAAAUGCAUCUUCAAGAAUCAAGAUCCAAGCUGCAAGCACCCGUCUACAAUUGAUUACUGAAGAGAUUUCGAAACGCCUAUAGUGUCUUGCCCAGAUACUAUUUUCAAAGUGACGCUUGUCUCUUAUCUAUAUAUGCACAUGCCUAACCGGACAAGUGAGGAGCCUGAUCCUCCUACUCCCGAUGAGAUCAAUAAGCUUCGGGAUGAGCUACGUUCUCUGAGCUUAAAUGAGACCAGCGGCUUGGAUGAAGACGCGAUUGAAGAACUUCUUUCCUUGCCACCUACUCUUUUCUUCGAAGCCGUCCGGAACCUUGCUCUCGCGUUUGGGCCCCUGUCAACCUUCCCGGCCCUCGAUAACCCAUUCGGUGCCGUUGCUCCCCACGAUACCCCGCCAUCCAGGCGACCAAACCCUGUCCUUGAUGAUGGUGUAAGCUCUCUAGAAGAUGCUGUGGCUGCACUGGAUGGCUACAAUAAACUGCUCGAAGAGAAGGUGGCCAAGUUCCGCGUUCAGUCCUCUCGUAGUCUUGCUACCCUAAAAGAAGCUUCUGAGUCAGACCACGACACCAGGGCUAUAAAUGAGAUGAUUAAUGAGACAAGAUUACGCAAAUUACAUCAUAUGCAAGAGAUUGAUUCCAUAAAGAAGACUCUUGAUUCGUACGAUGAGAAAUAUUCUUCAGGGCAUAAGGAGUAUAACACUGCAUUCUGGCGCGAGAUUCUCCUCCUCAACUCCCACAAUCCUUCCUCAGAUAAGCAUAACUUACCAGCGUUGACGGACACGUCAUUCUGGAACGAGUAUGACUAUAUGCUUCAAAAUAUCCAGCGAUGGAGAGAUCUAGUUGGUACAGACUCUUCUAAAGCAGGUGAAGCUACUAUCAAUCGUGCCGCACAGCUCACGAAUGGCCUCGUUUAUGUAAUUACUCGCCGCUGCGAGACACAAUUAGCCACUGUUUUCUACGAAAAUCUCAUAAGUAGUCUGAGACAACCCGGAGAGAAAAAGAUAGAACAUGACGACGCAGCGGACAUCAUUAAGGACAUAGAUGAGCUUUGGGAAGAAGUUGUUCCUGUAGCGGACAUGUCUGUCUCUGCUCAAUUUCUUCGGCCUAUAUUCACCCUGUACAACGAUUGGGAAUCUUCAAAGAACUCUCGUAUUGACACCAUGACAACUUACGCUACCGGGGUCAUGAGGUUCAUGAAUGACAGGCUAGAUGUCGUUGCCAAGCGAGCCCAGGCUCUUGUUCACCAUCAACAGGCGCUGCAUAAAGUCGCUUCGCUGCGUCGACAUGAUGAGAUUUCAAGCGCAACUGCGACGCAAACGUCACACAUAUUAUCACAUAAGCCGCCGCCGGUAUCCGAGAAGGCCCCCCAACAAGAGGAUUUACAGGCAUAUAUGCAGCUUUACGGUGUAGUCCCUACGCAUGCCGAUGACCCCUCUUCAAAACCAACUCCAUCGCUACUGGACGAAUACGUGCAAAACCGUGCUCAUAAAGGCGACGUCCUUCUUCAUGACCUUCACAGAAUAUUCGAAAAGGGCGCUAAAUCGAGCUUGACGGAUCGAGAACUCGGUGGAGAGUUAUUACUUGAGUCACUGCUUGCCGACAGUGCUGCUCACCCUACAAAGCCAGGAAGCGUAUACAAGGACACGCAACUAGAGGGAUCGAUAGAAAUGCUUCAAGAUCAGGCAGAACAGGUCAAAACUAUUUUCAACGAUCUGAAGAUGGACGGCCCGGCAUCGGCCCCAGAAUACGUGGCUCAAGCAUACCGACAGAUAACUGAUCAGCUCAAAGGCAAGGGAAGUCCGAAGACAGACUGCCCUAAACUUGAGGAGUUCCUACAGAAGUGGGGUCAUUAAGAAGUGGAAUUUGGGCGACCCCUUUUUUGUUAAGCUACUACUUGAUGAUUCUGUAUGAAUGUUCGUGAUACCCAAUUGAGCGAAUCGACUAAGCUUGGGCUUGCUGUCUUUAUUUUGCCAUGAUAGUAUAUGCUGUGAUUGGGCCCCUUUCGCAAGUUGAACUUGCUAGUUUCUUGGGGUGUGCUCUACAAUUGAUCAAAUAACCUCUGC